Molecule: messenger RNA, 11446 nt
Organism: Nelumbo nucifera (sacred lotus)
Lineage: Eukaryota; Viridiplantae; Streptophyta; Magnoliopsida; Proteales; Nelumbonaceae
Product: E3 ubiquitin-protein ligase UPL2-like
Biological process (GO): protein polyubiquitination; ubiquitin-dependent protein catabolic process
Cellular component (GO): cytoplasm
Molecular function (GO): protein binding; ubiquitin protein ligase activity
Source: RefSeq, a predicted model, not a curated record
GAAUCAGUGAAUGUGUGAUUAUACAAAUCAUAAAUACGUUUUCUUCUCUUUUACGGGGUUAAAAAGAGACUCCUUUCUUCUUUGGGGUUUCGUCUCUCCCCCCCCCCUCUCUCUCUCCUUUUCUUCUCGAUUCCGUAUGCUCGAAUUAUCGGAUGUGUAUUCAUCCGUCGCUUUUCUCCCUUCUCUCCAGAAUCAGACUUUGAAAGUCAGAAGUUGAGUUAAAAUGGCGACCCUAAGAUCGAGCUUGCCCUUGCGGCUGCGGCAUCUCUUAUCCGGUGAAGGAGCCGUUGGUCCUUCUCUCAAACUUGACUCCGAGCCGCCACCUAAAAUUAAAGCAUUCAUUGACAAGGUGAUCAACAGUCCAUUACAUGAUAUAGCUAUACCUCUUUCAGGAUUUCACUGGGAAUACAAUAAGGGAAACUUUAACCAUUGGAGACCACUUUUUCUACAUUUUGAUACAUAUUUCAAGACAUAUAUCUCCUGUAGGAAAGAUCUCUUAUUGGAUAAUAUUUCAGAGGAAGAUGGUCCAUUUCCAAAGCAUGCAGUCCUGCAAAUUUUGAGAGUGAUGCAAAUAAUAUUAGAGAACUGCCAUAACAAGAGUUCAUUUGAUGGUCUUGAGCAUUUCAAGCACCUUCUUGCAUCAACAGAUCCUGAGAUUGUAAUACCUACACUAGAGACCCUUUCUGCUUUAGUGAAAAUUAAUCCCUCAAAGUUACAUAUGAGUGGGAAGUUGAUUGGAUGUGGUUCAAUAAACAGCUAUCUCUUGGCUCUAGCACAGGGGUGGGGAAGCAAAGUAGAAGGCCUUGGUCUUUAUUCAUGUAUUAUGGAAAAUGAGAGGAUCCAAGAUGAAGGACUGAGUUUAUUCCCAUCUGACACAGACAAUGAAUCUGACAAGUCUCACUAUCGUUUAGGUUCAACCCUAUAUUAUGAAUUUCAUGGGGUAAAUGCCUGGAGUGCUGAGGAAAGCAGUUCCAGGACAAAAUCCUUGAACAUGCAAGUAAUAAACAUCCCAGAUUUGCAUCUGCGGAAGGAGGAUGAUUUGCUCCUUCUGAAACAGUGUAUUGAUCAAUUUGGUGUGCCUCCAAAACACAAGUUCUCUUUGCUGACUCGAAUUAGAUAUGCCCGGGCUUUUCGUUCUCCUAGAACCUGCAGGCUGUACAGCAGGAUUUCUCUUCUUGCAUUCAUUGUGCUUGUUCAGUCCAAUGAUGCUCAUGAUGAACUUGUAUCUUUUUUCUCAAAUGAGCCAGAGUAUACUAAUGAGUUAAUCAGGAUUGUGCAGUCUGAGGAAUCUAUUUCUGGAACUAUUAGAACACUUGCAAUGCUUGCAUUGGGGGCACAAUUAGCUGCAUAUUCAUCAUCUCAUGAGCGAGCAAGGAUAUUGAGUGGAUCAAGCAUCAUUUCUGCCGGGGGGAGUCGAAUGAUUCUUCUGAAUGUACUCCAGAAAGCUGUCUUGACAUUGAAUAAUUCCAAUGAUCCUUCAUCUCUUUCUUUUGUUGAAGCACUUCUACAGUUCUACCAUCUUCAUGUUAUAUCUUCUUCAAGUUCUGGGAAUUCUAUAAGAGGAUCAGGGAUGGUUCCUACACUMUUACCUCUGCUACAGGAUGUAAAUGUUACUCAUAUGCAYCUUGUAUGUUGUUCUGUAAAAACUCUACAAAAGCUCAUGGAUUACAGUAAUGCAGCUGUUUCCCUGUUCAAAGAUCUUGGUGGUGUGGAACUCCUGUCUCAGAGAUUACAAACAGAAGUGCAUAGGGUCAUAGGUCUGAGUGGUGCAGAUGACAAUUCGAUGGUUAGUUGUGAUCUCUCAAGAUAUGAUGAUGAUCAGUUGUACUCCCAGAAGCGGCUCAUCAAGGCUUUACUGAAGGCACUUGGGUCUGCUACUUAUGCUCCUGCAAACUCUUCAAGGUCUCAAAACACCCAUGAUAGUUCAUUGCCUGCCUCUUUGUCAUUGAUAUUUGGAAAUGUAGAGAGAUUUGGAGGUGAUAUAUAUUUCUCAGCAGUGACUGUUAUGAGUGAAAUUAUCCACAAGGACCCAACUUGUUUCAAUUCUUUGCAUGAAUUGGGUCUUCCAGAGGCAUUUUUAUCUUCAGUAGUAACUGGAGUACUUCCUUCUUCAAAAGCUCUUACAUGUGUUCCUAGUGGUCUUGGUGCCAUCUGUCUUAAUGCCAAAGGCCUAGAGGCAGUGAAAGAAACUAUGGCUUUACAGUUCCUUGUGCGCAUUUUCACCACCAGGAAAUAUGUGGUAGCAAUGAAUGAAGGUGUUGUGCCUCUGGCAAAUGCUGUAGAGGAGCUUCUGCGACAUGUUUCUUCGUUGAGAAGCACUGGUGUUGAUAUAAUAAUUGAGAUUAUUAAUAAAGUUGCUUCAUUAGGAGAUGAUAUAUUCCCAGGAUCAUCAAGCAAAGAUGGGAUUACUGCAAUGGACACUGAUUCUGAAGAGAAAGAACAUGAUGGGCAUGCAUGUUUGGUUAGUGCAAUGGAUUCAGCUGCUGAUGGUAUUACUAAUGAACGAUUUGUUCAGUUAUGCAUCUUUCAUGUGAUGGUACUGGUUCAUAGAACUAUGGAAAACUCUGAAACUUGUAGGUUGUUUGUGGAAAAGAAGGGGAUUGAUGCUCUGAUGAAACUUCUUUUACGACCUAGUGUUGCUCAAUCAUCUGAAGGAAUGUCUAUUGCUUUGCAUAGCACUGUGGUUUUUAAGGGUUUCACACAGAGUCACUCUUCUGUGCUGGCACAUGCCUUUUGUUCUUCAUUGAGGGACCAUCUGAAGAGGGCUUUAACUGGAUUUAGUUUGGUUUCUGGUUCAUUUUUGUUGGACCCCAGGAUUUCACCAGAUGGGGGGAUCUUUUCUGAACUUUUUGUUAUUGAAUUUCUUCUAUUUCUUGCUGCUUCUAAGGAUAACCGUUGGGUAAAUGCAUUGCUUACGGAAUUUGGAAAUGGAAGCAAGGAUGUCCUGGAAGAUAUUGGACAUGUCCACCAGGAGGUUCUAUGGCAAAUUGCUUUGCUUGAAGAUGCAAAAGUCGAGACACAGGAUGCCGGUUCUGGUUCUACUACUGACUCACAGAAAUUAGAUGUGAACUCAAAUGAAACUGAAGACCAAAGAUUUAACUCAUUUAGACAAUUUCUUGAUCCACUACUGAGAAGAAGGAUGUCAGGGUGGAGUAUUGAGUCUCAGUUUUUUGAUCUUAUAAGCCUGUACCGUGAUCUUGGUCGUGCUACCGGUGUUCAGCAGAGAUUUAGUAUGGAUGGACCAUCUAGUCUGCGUCUUGGUUCUGGUCAUCAACUGCAGCGCACUGGUUCUUCAGAUUCUGCUAGAAAAAUGGAAGGUGAUAACCAGAGAUCCUAUCAUUCAUCCUGCUGUGAUAUGGUAAGAUCACUUUCUUUCCACAUCAGCCAUCUAUUUCUGGAAUUGGGAAAAGCAAUGUUGCUUCCUUCUCGUCGACGGGAUGAUUCACCGACUGUUUCCCCUGCUUCAAAAUCUGUAGUUUCAACUUUUGCGUCUAUUGUAUUAGAGCACUUGAACUUUGAGGGGCAUGCAGAUUCUUGUAGAUCAGAAGUGUCUAUAUCAACAAAAUGUCGCUAUCUCGGCAAGGUGAUUGAGUUCAUUGAUGGUAUUAUGCUUGAUAGGCCAGAUUCCUGCAACCCUAUUUUGGUCAACUGUUUUUAUGGCCAUGGGGUUUUUCAAGCAGUAUUGACCACUUUUGAAGCUACAAGUCAAUUGCUUUUUGCUGUUAAUAAACCUCCAGCAUCUCCAAUGGAUACUGAUGAUGGGAAUUUAAAACAAGGUAUGAAGGAAGAAACAGGUGAUUCAUGGAUAUAUGGCCCCUUGGCCAGCUAUGGUUCAUUUAUGGACCAUUUGGUGACAUCAUCCCUUAUCUUAUCUGCUUCUACAAAGCAUUUGCUUACCCAACCUCUCAUGAUUGUGAAUGUUCCUCUUCCACGAGAUGCUGAGACAUUUGUAAAGGUCCUCCAGUCCAUGGUACUGAAAACGGUGCUUCCUGUUUGGACUCAUCCUCAGUUUUCUGACUGCAAUUGUGAGUUUGUUACAACAAUUAUCUCUAUCAUGCGGCACAUUUACUCUGGAGUUGAGGUGAAAAGUGUUAAUGGAAACUCUGGAGCUCGCAUUACUGGUUCUCCUCCUAAUGAAUCAGCUAUUUCAACAAUUGUGGAGAUGGGCUUUUCCAGGUCUAGGGCAGAAGAAGCUUUAAGACAAGUAGGAACAAAUAGUGUGGAGAUGGCAAUGGAGUGGUUAUUUUCACAUCCAGAGGAUGUCCAAGAAGAUGAUGAACUGGCACGUGCACUUGCUAUGUCCUUGGGGAAUUCUGACACAUCAACAAAGGAAGAUGUUGCUGCUGAUGCAAAUAAUAUAGAUCAAGAAGAAACAAUCCAGCUUCCUCCUGUUGAGGAGUUGUUAGCAACGUGUACCAGGCUUCUGCAGAUGAGGGAACCUUUAGCCUUUCCAGUUAGAGACUUACUUGUGAUGAUAUGUUCCAAAAAUGAUGGUCAAUGCAGGCCCAAAGUUAUCUCCUUUAUCAUUGACCAUGUGAAGCUUGGCUUUUCUGUUUCUGACAGUGGAAAUUCUGCUUUGCUAUCUGCUCUUUUUCAUGUUCUUGCAUUAAUUCUUCAUGAAGAUGUGAUAGCUCGAGAAAUUGCCUCCCAAAAUGGGCUGGCAAAGGUUGCUUUGGAUUUGCUUUUUCAGUGGGACCCUAGUUCACAUGAUAGGGGUAAAUCUGAUGUGCCAAAGUGGGUGACAGCAGCUUUUCUUGCAAUUGAUCGACUGUUGCAGGUAGAUCCAAAAUUGUGUUCUGAGAUUCCUGAGCAAUUGAAGGACAAUCUCAGUCGCCUACAAAGUUCUGUUAUGGUUGAUGAGGAGAAGCCAAACAACUUGCAGUCUGCAUUGGGAGGAUCUCCAAACUAUAUGGAUGAACAUGCUCAGAAGCGGCUUAUUGACAUCGCAUGUAGAUGUAUCAAGAGCCAGCUUCCUUCUGAUACAAUGCACAUUGUUCUUCAGCUUUGUGCUACACUUACCAGAACUCACUCUAUGGCAGUGAAUUUCCUUGAUGCUGGAGGUGUACCUUCAUUGUUGUCUUUACCAACAGGUUCUUUGUUUUCUGGAUUUGAUACUGUUGCUGCUACUAUAAUCCGCCAUAUUCUUGAAGAUCCUCAAACUCUACAGCAAGCAAUGGAGUCUGAGAUUCGCCACAGCCUAGUAGCUGCCAGCAAUAGACAUUCCAAUGGGAGAAUUACUCCACGCAACUUUCUUCAAACUUUGGCUUCUGUCAUUUCUAGAGAUCCAGUGGUUUUUGUCCAAGCUGCUCAGUCUGUAUGCCAAAUUGAGAUGGUAGGUGAAAGGCCAUACAUUGUCCUGUUAAAAGACCGUGACAAAGACAAGGGCAAGGAUAAGGAGAAAGAGAGAGCAUCAGAGAAAGAAAAGCAACAAAUGGCUGAUGGAAAGAAUGCAACAGGUGAUAUGAGCCCAAUGGCCCCUGGGAGUGGGCAUGGAAAAAUUGCAGAUUCAAAUUCUAAGAAUGUCAAAUCUCAUAGAAAAACAGCACACAGUUUUACAAAUGUUAUUGAGCUUCUCUUGGAUUCUAUUACGACUUUUGUGCCUCCUGUAAAAGAUGGUGUGAUAGAGGGGUCAUCGUUAACCGACAUGGACGUUGAUGAUGUUGUGACUAAAGGGAAAGGAAAAGCAAUUGCUACUGCUUCUGAAGAGAGUGAAACUAAUAGUCAGGAAGCUUCUGCAUCUCUUGCAAAGACUGUUUUCAUUUUAAAGCUGUUGACUGAGAUACACUUGACAUAUUCCUCAUCUGUACAUAUUCUCCUUAAGAGAGAUGCUGAGAUUAGUAGCUCCAGAGCCCCUCCUCAAAGAGUUUCCACUGGAAACUAUAGUGAUGGAAUGUUUCAUCACAUUCUUCACAAGUUUCUUCCGAAUGCUGGUAGCUACAGGAAGGAAAAAAAAUCAGAUAGUGACUGGAGGCAGAAACUAGCCACCAGGGCUAGCCAGUUUUUGGUGGCAGCUUGCAUUCGUUCUGUUGAAGGGCGGAGAAGGGUGUUUACUGAGAUCAGUAAUGUCUUCAACGACUUUGUUGUUUCAUCUAAUGCUUUUAGGCCACCUAGUAGCAAUAUUCAUGCUUUUGUCGAUCUGCUCAAUGAUGUUCUAGCUGCUCGAUCUCCUAGUGGUUCAAGUAUUUUGGCAGAAGCCUCAGCAACCUUUAUAGAUGUUGGGCUAAUCCAAUCCAUGACUGGAAUGCUUCGAGUCUUGGACCUGGAUCAUGCUGAUGCACCUAAGGUUGUUACUGGAAUUGUCAAGGCUCUUGAGUCAGUAACCAAGGAACAUGUCAACUCUGCUGGUCUUAAUUCUGGGAAGGGUGAGCACUCACAGAAGCCAUCUGAUCAAAACCCAGCCAGAAGAGUAGAUAAUGGUGAUGAUCAGUUACAAUCAUUGGAAACCAUGUCCCAGCCCAACCACAUUGAAGUUGCUGCUAACAACGUUGGUCCUUUUACAUCAGCCCAAACACUUGGCAGUUCAGAGUCAGUUACGGAUGAUAUGGAGCAUGACCGUGAUCUUGAUGGUCCUGGAACUGAAGAUGAUUUUAUGCAUGAAACUUCUGGGGAAGCUGGGACUCUUGAAAAUAGUCUGGAAUCGGUGGGGAUAAGGUUUGACAUUCCUCACAAUGUGCAAGACAAUCUUGUUGAUGAAGAUGAGGAUGAGGAGAUGUCUGGAGAUGAUGGAGAUGAGGAUGAAGAUGAAGAUGAUGAACAUAAUGAUCUGGAGGAAGAUGAAGUUCAUCACAUGUCUCAUCCUGAUACAGAUCAGGAUGAUCAUGAAAUUGAUGAGGAUGAUUUUGAUGAAGAUGUGUUAGAAGAAGAGGAUGAAGAUGAUGAGGAUGAUGAGGAGGGAGUUAUUCUUAGGCUGGAGGAGGGUAUCAAUGGAAUAAAUGUUUUCGACCAUAUUGAGGUUUUCGGUAGAGAAAACAGUUUUGCCAAUGAUACCCUCCGUGUGAUGCCUGUUGAAGUUUUUGGCUCUCGGCGGCAUGGGCGUACAACGUCUAUUUACAAUCUUUUAGGAAGGACUAGUGACCAUGGGGUUCCUUCUCAGCAUCCUCUCCUGAUUGAACCUGCUUCUACACUGCAUCCAACACCUGUCAGGCAAUCAGAAAAUGUGGGUGAUGCCCUCUUCUCAGAGAGAACCUUAGAGAAUACUUCAUCACAGUUAGAUACAAUUUUCCGGUCAUUGAGGAAUGGACGACAUGGACACCGUUUCAAUAUGUGGGUAGACGAUAACCAACAUCAUAGUGGAUCAACUGCAUCUGCAAUACCCCAAGGUCUUGAGGAGUUACUUGUUUCUCGGCUGAGACGACCAAUCCCUGAGAAACCUUCUGAUCAACAUACAACUACAGCAGAACCUCAAGGUAAAGGGGAGGCCAGUCAGUUACAAGAAUCAGGAGUAAGGCUUGAAACACCUUUAGAAAGCAAUGUAAACAAUGGAAGCAUUUCUAUUGCUCCUGUUGCUACAAAUGGCAGUGGCAAUGCUGAUGUCAGACCAGUGACUGACAGUUUCCAAGUAACAGAGGCAUCAGUUACUCAAUCUCAAGUUGUUGACAUACAGUAUGAACACAGUGAUGCAGUCAUAAGGGAUGUUGAAGCAGUGAGCCAGGAAAGUGGUGGAAGUGGAGCAACCUUAGGGGAAAGCCUACGUUGUCUGGAGGUUGAAAUUGGAAGUGCUGAUGGUCAUGAUGAUGGAGGUGAAAGGCAAACUUCCACUGAUAGGUUACCUUUAGGUGAUCUGCAGCCAACUCGAACGAGAAGAACAAAUAUGUCAUCAGGAAAUACCAUGGUAGUUAGUAAUAGAGAUGCAUCUCUUCAGAGUGUUAGUGAAGUCUCAGAAAAUCCCAGCCAAGGAGAAGAUCAGAGUAGUCCAGAUGAGGAGCAGCAAGUCAAUGUGGCAUCUGAUUCAGGAGCAAUUGAUCCUGCAUUCUUGGAUGCUCUUCCUGAGGAUUUGCGUGCUGAAGUUCUCUCAGCUCAACAGGGUCAAGCUGUACAACCUUCAAAUUCUGAACCUCAAUCUGUUGGAGAUAUUGAUCCUGAAUUCCUUGCAGCUCUUCCCCCAGAUAUCCGUGCAGAAGUUCUAGCACAACAACAAGCUCAAAGACUUCAUCAAUCACAGGAACUGGAAGGCCAACCUGUUGAAAUGGAUGCUGUCUCAAUAAUUGCUACAUUCCCCUCGGAUUUACGUGAGGAGGUACUUUUAACAUCUUCUGAUUCUAUUCUAGCCCACUUAUCACCUGCUCUUAUUGCGGAAGCAAACAUGCUACGUGAAAGACUUUCACAUCGUUAUCACAGUCGUACACUAUUCGGCAUGUAUCCAAGGAGCCGGAGAGGUGAAUCUUCUAGACAGGGUGAAGCUGUUGGAUCCACCUUGGACAGAUCUGGUAUUGGAGUUGCAUCACGCAGAUCUGUUGGAGGUAAGUUACUAGAAGCAGAUGGGGCUCCUCUGGUAGAUAAAGAAGCUCUUAAAGCCAUGAUUCGACUGCUUCGUGUGGUUCAGCCACUCUAUAAGGGCCAACUACAGAGGCUUCUCCUGAACCUAUGUUCUCACCAUGAAACUAGAACCACUAUGGUGCAACUCUUGAUGGACAUUCUUAUGCUGGACUCUCAGAAGCCAGUCAAUAAUUUAAAUAGUGUUCCAGAAACAUCAUAUCGACUGUAUGCUUGUCAGAAUUAUGUCAUGUACUCUCGUCCUCAGUUUUUGGAUGGAGUUCCUCCUCUUGUGUCCCGGCGUAUUCUAGAAACCUUGACAUACUUGGCUCAGAACCAUCCCUAUGUGGCAAAGCUUUUGCUUCAGUUUGAGCUUGCACGGCCAUCCAUACAAAAGUUGACAAGUUCUGAUCAGGAUCGUGGAAAGGCUGUUAUGAUUAUUGAUGAGGAAUUUGAAAGAAAGACACAGCAGGGAGGGGAUUAUUCUAUUGUAUUGCUUUUGAGUCUGUUGAAUCAGCCACUCUAUCUGAGGAGUAUAGCUCAUCUUGAACAGUUGUUAAGUCUAUUAGAGGUUAUUAUUGAUAAUGCUGAAAGCACUUCUAGCUUAUCCAGUAAACCUGCAUUAUCCUCUUCCAAACAACAAUCUGGUCCUCAGACUGCCAUUCCAGAUGCUGAAACAAAUACUGCAGCUGGUGGGUCUUCUUCUACCGGAGAUGUUAAAUCAUCCAAUACUGUUGAAUGCUCUAAACCAGCAUCUUCUGGUGUAAAUAAUGAAUUUGGUUCUCAAGCUGUACUAGUGAAACUGCCACAAGCAGAACUUCGACUUUUAUGUUCUCUGCUUGCACGCGAGGGCUUGUCUGACAAAGCUUAUGUUCUUGUGGCUGAGGUACUGAAAAAGUUGGUGGCUAUUACUCCAACUCAUUGCCAUCUAUUUAUUACCAAGUUAGCAGAUUCUGUUAAAAAAUUGACCAGAUCUGCAAUGGAUGAGCUGCACAUAUUUGGAGAAGCAGAUAAAGCAUUCAUGAGUACGAACUCUACUGAUGGAACUGCAAUCCUGAGGGUUUUGCAGGCAUUAAGCUCCCUAGUUGCCUCAUUGAAUGAGAAAGAGAAAGAUCACCAACUCGCACCUGAAAGAGAGAAUGAAGAUGCGUUUUCUCAGGUGUUAGCGAUAAAUACUGCUUUGGAACCCUUGUGGCAGGAAUUGAGCACUUGCAUAAGCAAAAUCGAAAGUUACUCUGAUUCUGCACUUGACUUCACUGAAUCUCGAAAUUUAACAUCAACCCCAAGUGUAAUGCCUCCACUUCCAGCAGGUACCCAGAACAUUUUACCAUACAUAGAAUCUUUCUUUGUGACAUGUGAGAAGUUACACCCUGGGCAGUCAGGCACAGGUCAAGACUUCAGCAUAGUUGCAACUGAUAUUGAAGAUGCAACUACUGUUGGCCAACAGAAGACUUCAGGUUCCCUUACAAAAGUUGAUGAGAAACAAAUUGCUUUUGUGAAGUUCUCAGAAAAGCACAGGAAACUCUUAAAUGCCUUCAUCAGGCAAAACCCAGGGUUGCUUGAGAAGUCAUUCUCUCUGAUGCUUAAGGUUCCACGGUUUAUUGAUUUUGAUAACAAGUGUGCUCACUUCCGCUCAAAAAUAAAGCACCAACAUGAUCAUCAUCAUAGUCCUCUGAGAAUUUCAGUGCGAAGAGCAUAUAUUCUUGAAGAUUCCUAUAACCAAUUGCGCAUGCGUUCAACUCAUGAUCUGAAGGGAAGAUUGACUGUUCACUUCCAAGGGGAGGAAGGAAUUGAUGCUGGUGGACUUACAAGAGAAUGGUAUCAGUUGUUGUCUAGGGUUAUAUUUGACAAGGGGGCACUGCUUUUCACAACAGUGGGCAAUGAAUCAACAUUUCAACCAAAUCCAAACUCUGUUUACCAAACAGAACAUCUGUCAUACUUCAAAUUUGUUGGACGGCUGGUUGGAAAAGCACUGUUUGAUGGACAGCUUCUGGAUGUUCAUUUCACUCGGUCUUUCUACAAGCAUAUCUUGGGGGUUAAAGUCAGCUAUCAUGAUAUAGAGGCUAUAGAUCCUGCUUACUUCAAAAAUCUGAAGUGGAUGCUUGAGAAUGACAUAAGUGACAUUUUGGACCUUACUUUUAGCAUUGAUGCUGAUGAAGAGAAGUUGAUAUUGUAUGAAAGGGCAGAGGUAACUGACUAUGAGCUGAUCCCCGGUGGCCGGAACAUUAGAGUCACCGAGGAAAAUAAGCAUGAAUACGUUGAUCUUGUUGCUGAACAUCGGUUAACCACUGCUAUUCGUCCUCAAAUAAAUGCAUUUUUAGAAGGUUUCACUGAGUUGAUUCCUCGGGAUUUGGUAUCUAUCUUCAAUGAUAAAGAACUGGAGCUAUUGAUAAGCGGGCUUCCGGAUAUUGACUUGGAUGACUUGAGGGCGAAUACCGAGUAUUCUGGAUACAGUGCUGCAUCUCCUGUUAUUCAGUGGUUUUGGGAGGUUGUGCAAGGUUUCAGCAAGGAGGAUAAAGCUCGUCUCUUGCAAUUUGUGACCGGCACCUCAAAGGUACCUUUGGAAGGUUUCAGUGCAUUGCAAGGAAUUUCAGGUUCACAGAGAUUUCAGAUUCAUAAAGCUUAUGGGACUCCUGAUCACUUGCCUUCUGCUCAUACAUGCUUCAAUCAAUUGGAUCUACCAGAGUAUCCAUCUAAACAACAUCUGGAGGAGAAGCUGCUCCUUGCGAUUCAUGAAGCUAACGAGGGUUUUGGGUUUGGUUGAAAACAUACGGUAUCGAAGUAUUAGUCAUGUAGAUAAUUGUGUUUAAAGGGCAAAAGAAAAGGAAAAGGAAAGGUAAAAUAGGCAAGUGAGAAAAGAGAAUUAGAAUUGAUGUAUGCUAAUUUACUGUACAGUAUUCUUAUUUUUUGUUUAUUGGGAAAAAUGCUGUGGCAGUUUUGUAUUUGCCAAUUCAUCUUUCUCUUGAUCGAUCCA